GGCUGCAGCCGCACCGGGCGCCCUGUUACUUCCCUGGAAUACUACUUACCGUACAGCAUGGACACCUCCCAGACCUGCCUGCUCGUGUGCUCCCUUCUGUGCACCGUACAGCUCGUUAGCGCGGCCAGACCGGGGAAGCAGCAGCACCGGAGCUGUCCCGCCGCCUGCCUGUGUGAACAGGACGGGAUGAUGAUGCGAGUGGACUGCUCAGACCGGGGGCUCACUGCCGUGCCAGCUAACCUCAGCAUCUUCACGUCCUACCUAGAUCUCAGCAUGAACAACAUAACCAGGCUGCCCUCUGGCACCUUGCAUACCUUGCAUUAUCUUGAGGAACUACGUCUUGCAGGAAAUUACUUGACAUACAUUCCCAAGGGAGCUUUCGCUGGACUCAACAGUCUCAAAGUUCUGAUGUUGCAGAACAACCAGUUAAAGCAAGUUCCAAGUGAUGCUUUCCACAACCUUCGUAACCUUCAGUCUUUGCGAUUGGAUGCCAACCAUAUCAGCUAUGUGCCACCAUACUGCUUUAAUGGUCUGAAUUCACUUCGGCACUUGUGGUUGGAUGAUAAUUCUCUGAAUGAAAUUCCAGUGAGGGCACUGGAAAGUUUAUCAGCUCUUCAGGCCAUGACACUGGCCUUAAACAAGAUUCACGACAUACCAGAUCAUGCAUUUAAGAACCUCUCCAGUCUUGUGGUCCUACAUCUCCAUAACAAUAGGAUCGACUCCCUGGGAAAGAAAUGCUUUGACGGGCUCCACAGUCUGGAGACUUUAGAUCUGAACUACAACAAUCUAGACGAGUUUCCUGCUGCUAUCAAAACCCUCAGGAACCUUAAAGAGCUGGGAUUCCAUAGCAACAAUAUCAGGGCUAUUCCUGAGCAUGCAUUUAUUGGGAACCCUUCACUUAUUACAAUCCACUUCUAUGACAACCCUAUUCAGCAUGUUGGAAGAUCUGCAUUUCAGCACUUGCCAGAGCUCCGGACUCUGAUCCUUAAUGGGGCUUCACAAAUUACAGAAUUUCCUGACCUCACUGGAACCACAAGCCUGGAAAGUCUAACCUUAACAGGGGCACAACUGGUCAGCCUCCCAAGUGUAAUCUGUGAUCAGCUGCCCAACCUUCAGAUGCUAGAUUUGUCAUAUAACCUUAUCAAGGAUUUGCCCAGCUUCUCCGGGUGUCAACGACUUCAGAAGAUAGAUUUGCGUCAUAAUGAAAUCUAUGAAAUUAGAUCCAACACCUUUCAGCAGCUGACUGUCCUGAGAUCAUUGGACUUGGCCUGGAACAAGAUAAUAUAUGUUCAUCCUCACUCAUUUUCAUCUUUGCCUUCCCUUAUCAAAUUGGAUCUGUCCUCCAACCAUUUGACUUCAUUUCCUGUUACUGGUCUACAUGGUUUGACUCAUCUAAAAUUGACAGGAAAUACGGCUCUGCAAGAACUGAUUCCAUCAGAACAUUUCCCAAAGCUCAGGGUUAUGGAAAUGCCAUAUGCCUAUCAGUGCUGUGCCUUUGCAAUUUGUGAAAGUGUCUUCAAACAAUCAAGCCAGUGGAGCAAAGAUGACAACAGCAGUGUUGAUGAGUUUCCUCGAAAGGAUUUGGGAAUACCACAUCUGCAAGAUGAUCGGGACUUUGAUGAUUUUCUUCUCGAUUUUGAAGAGGAUAUAAAAGCUCUUCACUCCGUGCAGUGUACACCGUCUCCAGGACCAUUUAAACCAUGUGACCACCUGUUUGGAAGCUGGCUGAUCCGUAUCGGAGUGUGGCUGAUCGUUCUCCUAGCUUUUAUUUGCAAUGCUUUGGUGAUUGCCACAGUCUUCAAACAUCUAUCUUAUAUUCCAUCCAUAAAGCUUCUAAUUGGCCUUAUAGCCAUUAUGAACACAUUGAUGGGCCUUUCCAGUGGGGUCCUGGCUACUGUUGAUGCUCUGACCUUUGGACAGUUUGCUCAGUAUGGGGCUUGGUGGGAAAACGGAGUUGGUUGUCAGAUAACUGGAUUUCUGUCCGUGUUUGCAGCAGAAACCUCCAUAUUCCUUCUCACUGUGGCUGCACUUGAGCGAGGACUUUCCACAAAAUGUUCUAAUAAGUUUGAAUCAAAAUCCUCAUUUAUAAUUGUCAAGUUGUCCAUAGGCUUUUGCUUUAUUCUUUCCUUGGUAAUCGCAGUAUCUCCACUGUUGAGUGGCAAUACAUAUGGGACCUCGCCAUUAUGUUUCCCACUGCUUUUUGGUGACCCCUCUUCUAUGGGCUUCAUGGUCGCUUUAGUCCUUUUGAACUCGCUAUGCUUCCUUGUUAUGACAGUUGCCUAUACGAAACUUUACUGCACGUUAGAAAAAGGCGAACUAGAAAAUGUGUGGGACUGCUCGAUGGUAAAGCAUAUAGCGUUGCUCCUCUUCACUAACUGCAUUCUCUACUGUCCGGUGGCCUUCUUGUCCUUUUCCUCCUUGUUAAAUCUUACUUUUAUUAGUCCAGAAGUGAUUAAAUCAAUUCUCCUGCUCAUUAUCCCAUUGCCUGCAUGUUUAAAUCCUCUGUUGUACAUUCUCUUCAAUCCGAAUUUCAAGGAGGAUAUUGGUGGUCUGAAAAGCACAGAUAUGCUGUGGAGCAGAUCUCGGCAAACUAGCCUGUCCUCUAUAAAUUCAGAAGAUGCUGAAAAACAAUCCUGUGAUUCUACGCAAGCCUUGGUGACCUUUGCAAGCUCUAGCAUUUCAUAUGAGUACCCAUCCAGCCCUUCAUCAUACCAGAUGACUGAAAACUGUACAUUAUCAACUGCAACAUAUGUGUCUUGUCACUGACAACAUGGCCACACGGUUCUGGCUCCUGUACUCGAGACAUAAGCCUCUCUUUAUUUACUAUCAUUGGAGAAUAGUAUUGGUUUGUCUUUGCUGCAUCCAUAUGAAACCAAUCAGCUAUGGUAUUUCUUUUGGAUAUUGUCUGAAAGAUAAACCUUGGGAUUUAUCAUUAAUCUUUUACAGGGUUAUCUUGCCUUUCCAUCACAUCAUUUCCUCUAAUUAAACCAAAACUGAAUGCCCAGAACGUUGUCAAUAUACUCCCAGCUGCCAGGAUUUCAGUAUUCAUAACACAUAAAAUAUGCUCCAGAGCCACCUCCAUAUAGCGAACAGCUUGACUUUAAAUCUAUUACAUGCAGAUCUUACAAUCUAAUACACUGCACAGCUCAAUAUUUUGGGACACACAUGAUCUGUUUCCAACAAACCAUUCCUCUUUCACUGAUCAGCCAUUGCCACUUUUAAAGAAAGUCUAGAGAGACCGUUCAUCAAAGAGCCAACAAGAAGACACAAAGUCCUUAGUUGUCACACGUUUCCCUGAUGUUCAUAUGUGAUGGUUAUGCUUUGGAGAUCAUUAAUCUUUCUUCUUGGAUUGAGAGGCAAGGACUGCUAAUUUGUAUGUGCCCUAAUGGAAUUAACAAGUGUGUCAUGCUUCCACGAUAAUAAUGCUUGUGUCUUCUAACCUGCACUCAAUACAGUAAACUAAAGAAGUUGUUAGGCUGUGUCUGGUAUUGCAGCUCAGUCACAUUCAAGAAAAUGUAAUUGAGCUGCAAUUCCAGACAUAGCCCAUCAUCAAGAGUUUCUGAAAGAACAUAAAAACACACCAUUUUUAAGUCUAAAUGUCCUUUACAACCAAUUAUUUGGAAGGAGUGUUCUUAGGAACUCUUGUUCCCAAUAACUGCCGUAACGGUGGCCAGUGAGUGAAAGCAUAGCUGGUGUGGUCACCUAAAUCAUUUCACUAUUUACUCAGGACAAACUACUGCCCUGAAACAUUGAUUAUGUGGACAAGCGAUCACAGAAGCGAUGUGGGCUUCUAAGACAGCAUUUUGAGUAGGUAAGAAAAGGACAUAGACAAUGAGAGGAUGAAUUUGUCUGCUAUUGCAGCUGAACAUAUAUUCACACUAGUGCACUUAGGGUGCCUUCAAACAUGGCAGAUUUUGUUGUAGAAAAUUUCUGUGACCGAAAAUUUGUUCCAUUUUUCUGAAAAUCCAUAUGCUUCCCACCAAAACAACCCCAAUCGGAUGAGUGGAGCUGACAUUUUCUGCCACAAAACCUGCCGAUUGUGAAGGCGCCUUCACUGUGCCAUGUGGAUACAAAUGAUCACUUAACCAUGGAGAAUAAACUAUGUUCUAUCUAGUCAUUUAUCCAUUAUUUGUACAUAUUUCUAUAUCACACUGAGUGUAUACAGAAACACAUUAUGUUCUCAAAAGUAAAGGUUAACACAUAAGAACUUCCUUUUGGAGAACUUUGAAUAUUGAAGUUACAAUCUUUCAUUUAGGACACAUAGGAUCACUGCUAUAUGAUGUACUUUUACUAGGUAAAAUCAACUAAUGGUGAACACCAUCAAGUGUAAAAGUUGACAAAAGACAGUUUUUCAUCUAAAGGAUAUGCUCACCUUUCUGUUGGCACCUCUCAUGCAGCAUUGCAUGUUGAGAACUGUAAUAUCGUGUCCAGAGAGGGAAAUACUAUUUAAAUGUGACCGGUCCUAUAUAGCUGCAUUGAAUAUUGUAUACUGUAUGAUUCAGGUUUUCAUUUCAUUGAAACAGCAUUAAACCUCACUCAGACAGGCAUGUUGUACCCAACUGUAACAGUCCAUAUUCCAAGUGUAACA
Messenger RNA from Bufo gargarizans (Asiatic toad), 4588 nucleotides. It is a transcript of the gene LGR5, whose product is annotated as leucine rich repeat containing G protein-coupled receptor 5. Gene Ontology annotation, molecular function: protein binding; G protein-coupled receptor activity; protein-hormone receptor activity. Bases 58 to 2766 code for a protein of 902 amino acids. Gene Ontology annotation, biological process: G protein-coupled receptor signaling pathway. The transcript has 18 exons. NCBI's taxonomy places the organism in Eukaryota, Metazoa, Chordata, Amphibia, Anura, Bufonidae. The record is from RefSeq and is a predicted model, not a curated record. Gene Ontology annotation, cellular component: membrane.